CUACCAAUGGGUUUCUCAGUACAGAAUUCCGAAACCGGUGAGGUUAGCUACAUUCAAACAGAUGGCGGCCAAAUCCACCAACUAAGCUAUGACGCCGAAACGGGCGAACCUAUUAAUGGCAAAUUUAGGGUGCGCUAUAAAAAACAGAAAAAUUUCCAAAUACCCAAAAAACUGCUGCGUGGUUCGCUAUGCGAAGAAUUCGAAAAACAAAUGCUCGGACGCAGUGAGGAGAUAUAUCAGGAGCCGUGCGCCAGUAUUAGCAAAGAAUCAACAACAACACCAUCCGUACAAACGAUUAAACCGAAACCGAAAUUGGCAUCGAAAGCAAAAUCCUAUAAUCGUGAUGAUUUCAUCAAUAUGGAAGGAGUCUCAAAUGACAUCAUAUUGGGUUACAACAAAUCCAAUUAUCGUAUGUUAUUGCUGCCUACCAUAUUCUUUUUCAAUGUCUAUGCGGCUCUUAUUGUCAUGAUAUUGGAAAUUUUCUUUCAUUUUUGGGCCCACUUUAAGAACGGCGUUAACAUGAACAAGGAGGUCUACUAUCGCAGUCCAUUGCAUGUCAUGACCUCACAAUUUUGUGCCAGAUGUCGUUCUGAAUCGGAAAUGGAAGCAAGCAUUUUUCGCGAUCUUAAUAAACAGAUGAGGCUGGCACGACAAUCGAAAACUCUUAAAGAUGUCUCGAAGGCAAUUGGUUGAG
Messenger RNA from Musca vetustissima, 694 nucleotides. RefSeq lists its product as uncharacterized. The record is from RefSeq and is a predicted model, not a curated record. NCBI's taxonomy places the organism in Eukaryota, Metazoa, Arthropoda, Insecta, Diptera, Muscidae. The transcript has 3 exons. Bases 7 to 693 code for a protein of 228 amino acids.